Messenger RNA from Cadophora gregata, 1155 nucleotides. RefSeq lists its product as uncharacterized. The transcript is spliced from 7 exons. NCBI's taxonomy places the organism in Eukaryota, Fungi, Ascomycota, Leotiomycetes, Helotiales, Ploettnerulaceae. Gene Ontology annotation, molecular function: heme binding; oxidoreductase activity, acting on paired donors, with incorporation or reduction of molecular oxygen; iron ion binding. Bases 1 to 1155 code for a protein of 384 amino acids. The record is from RefSeq and is a predicted model, not a curated record.
AUGGUAUCAGUAGUCAGCGACGAAGAUCACCGGCGAAUGAGACGUUUGCUAUCUCAUGCAUUCUCUGAUAAGGCUCUCACAGCACAAUUCCCGCUCAUAAAUUCGUACGCUGAUAAACUCGUCAACAACCUCCGCCAUAAGGCCAAGGGAGAUGGUGGCUGUACGACUGUAGACAUCGUAAAAUGGUAUAACUACACCACCUUUGACGUCCUCGGUGAGCUGGCAUUCGGAGAGCCUUUCAGAUGCCUUGACGAUGAUUCCUUACACCCGUGGAUUAAGACCUUGUUCGCAUCGUUGAAGGACGGCUCAUUCGUUCGUAUUGCUAACUCGUUCCCCCAACCGAUCAAGACUCUCAUAAAGAAGCUGGCCCCUAAAGGCGAAAAUGAUGCUCCAAUGGAAGAGUUCACGUUUGCGGCAAAAAAGGUGAAAGCGAGGAUGCAAGCUGGCGAGGCAAAGAAAGUGGACUUCAUGAGCUAUAUUCUGAAACACAACGAUGAGAGGGGAAUGACCAUACCCGAGAUCGAGAGUAAUGCGGUACUGCUCAUCGUGGCGGGUAGUGAAACGACUGCGACUUUCCUCUCCGGGAUCACGUACUGCCUCCUUAUGAACCCCACGUAUUACACCAAACUUCGCGACAUCAUUCGUACCACUUUCUCUGAUGAGGCUUCGAUCACCCCGCAGGCACUCAAUCAGAUCGAGUUUCUCACCGUGUGCCUUGAAGAGACUUUCCGCAUCCACCCUCCUGUUCCUCAGACUGGUAUCCCUCGUAUAACGGCACCGGAGGGAUCCUUUGUUGAUGGGCAUUUUGUACCUGGGAACACAAUCGUCAUGGUGCCUCAGCUGCCGACCUACAUGUCAGACGCAAAUUUCGCAGAUCCCAGGAAGUUCGUCCCUGAAAGAUGGCUGAAGGGUGACGAGUGUCCUGAGAGGUACCGAGGGGAUAAUCGGAAAGCCAUGCAACCAUUCAGCGUCGGUCCGCGAAACUGUAUCGGGAUGAACCUUGCAUAUUUCGAGAUACGAUUGAUUGUUGCCCGCAUGCUCUGGAACUUCGAUUUCGAGCUUAUGGACGAUAGCCGUGAUUGGACAGAUCAGAAGAUAUAUACAAUGUGGGAGAAGAAGAAUCUGAACGUAAGGCUGACUCCGAGGCAAGUUUGA